AUGGCCCGCGGAAUCUCAGGCGGGCAGGCGAAGAGGUGCAACAUCGGCAUAGCGCUGCUGAGCGACCCGCGCAUCAUCUUCCUGGACGAGCCCACCUCGGGCCUCGACUCAUACACCUCCCACGAGGUGAUGGAGCUGGUGAUGGCACUGACGAAGACGCAUAACAGCAUAACGGUGUGCGCGACCAUCCACUCACCCUCGCCCCAGACCUUCAACCUCUUCGACAAGGUCAUCAUCCUGCUGCGCGGCCGCAUCGUCUACUUUGGCGACAACGGUGACUAA
Coccomyxa subellipsoidea C-169 is the source of this 282-nucleotide messenger RNA. Its product is annotated as P-loop containing nucleoside triphosphate hydrolase protein. Gene Ontology annotation, molecular function: ATP hydrolysis activity; ATP binding. The record is from RefSeq and is a predicted model, not a curated record. NCBI's taxonomy places the organism in Eukaryota, Viridiplantae, Chlorophyta, Trebouxiophyceae, Coccomyxaceae. Bases 1 to 282 code for a protein of 93 amino acids. The transcript has 3 exons.